AUGGCAAUUCGAAGGCUUUCGCAGCUCUUGCUACCUAUUCUUCUUGUUCUAUCCGUUUCUUGCAUAGCCUCAGCUUCAUCCUCAGCCCCUGACAACUUUGUUUCAUGUCUUCUAAGCCAUUCGCUCCCUUCUCACCCAAUCGGUCCAGCAAUUUACACUCCCAACAAUGCUUCAUACUCCUCCGUUUUGGAAUCCUACAUCCGAAACCUCCGAUUCAACGAAUCAUACACCCGAAAACCUUACCUCAUCAUCACUGCGUUGCAUGUAUCUCAUGUCCAACAAGUCAUUCUUUGUGCUCAGAAGCACAACUUACAGAUGAAAAUUAGAAGCGGAGGCCACGAUUACGAGGGUGUGUCGUAUGUGGCUGAAGUCCCAUUCUUCAUCCUCGACCUCUUUAAUCUCCGAACCAUCAAUGUAGACAUCAAAACCGAGACUGCAUGGGUCCAGGCCGGUGCUACUCUAGGCGAAGUUUACUACAGAAUUCACGAGAAAAGCAAAGUCCAUGGAUUUCCGGCCGGUGUUUGCCCCACAGUCGGUGUUGGAGGACUCUUCAGUGGCGGUGGAUAUGGUGUCAUGUUGAGAAAGUACGGCUUGUCAGUUGAUAACAUAGUCGAUGCACAAAUAGUUGAUGUGCAUGGAAGACUUCUUGAUCGAAAAUCUAUGGGAGAAGACCUCUUUUGGGCCAUAACCGGAGGCGGAGGAGCCAGCUUUGGAGUGGUUAUCGCGUACAAGAUCAACCUUGUACCCGUCCCAGAAACCGUUACUGUUUUCAAGGUUAUAAGAACCUUGGAACAGAACGCUACGGACAUUGUGUACCAUUGGCAAUAUGUCGCACAUAAGCUUGACAAUGACUUGUUCAUCAGGCUUACCAUGGAUGUUGUCAAUGUAACUGGCUCCCAAACUGGAGAAAAGACACUAAGAGCUACAUUCAUGGCCUUGUUUCUUGGAGACUCCGCGAGACUACUCUCGGUGAUGAACAAGAGUUUCCCUGAGUUGGGUUUGAAGCAAUCUGAUUGCCAAGAAAUGAGUUGGGUUGAAUCGACCCUUUUCUGGACAAGCUUCCCAAAUGGGACAGCUCUGGACGCUUUGCUUCGUAGAGAUCCUCAAGUACUUACCCACUUAAAGAGGAAAUCGGACUACGUCAAGCAGCCAAUUCCGAAAGCUGGUUUGAAGUGGAUUAUUCAGAAAAUGAUCGAGUUGCAGACGCCCAUGUUGACUUUCAAUCCUUACGGCGGAAGAAUGGCUGAGAUUGCAGCAUCUGCAAAGCCUUUUCCACAUAGAGCUGGGAAUCUCUGGAAGGUUCAGUAUGCAACAAACUGGAACGCUUCUGGGUCCGAAGCUGCGGAGAAAUAUAUCGAUUUGACGAGGAAGUUGUUCAAGUACAUGACUCCUUUUGUUUCCAAGAACCCGAGAGAGGCGUUCUUCAACUAUAAAGAUCUUGACAUUGGGAUCAACCACAAUGACAAGGGAAGCUACUUUGAGGGAAGAGUUUAUGGUGUCAAAUAUUUCAAGGAAAAUUUCGAUAAGUUGGUGCUUAUUAAGACCAAGGUUGAUCCAGGUAAUUUCUUUAGGAAUGAACAAAGUAUCCCUACUCUUCCAUACUAAAGGAAAUAGCUAGCCAGCACCUAGCAUGCAUGGGAUGGUAAAACGAUAUACGUUUGAGUUGUGUGGUUUGUUAAAUUUGUAGUAUUAACUUCUGAGCUGUUUGAUUAAUAGCUUCGGAUUGACUAUGUAUAUGUUCAAUUCUAUGUAGUAUACCUUUUCAAUUUGUUUGU
Messenger RNA from Fragaria vesca subsp. vesca, 1775 nucleotides. RefSeq names its product reticuline oxidase-like protein-like. The transcript has a single exon. The record is from RefSeq and is a predicted model, not a curated record. Bases 1 to 1605 code for a protein of 534 amino acids. Gene Ontology annotation, molecular function: FAD binding; oxidoreductase activity. NCBI's taxonomy places the organism in Eukaryota, Viridiplantae, Streptophyta, Magnoliopsida, Rosales, Rosaceae.